CGGGUAGAGGAAGAAAAUAACGCCGCACAACUGAAGAACUCCGAGUCCCAAAGUCUCCGGGAAUCACUCGGAGUGAGAAAGUAGUAAGUUCGCGAAGGUUGCGUGGAGGUUCGGGAAGGUUGGCGGCUCGGACCCGUGCUCGUGCUGUGGAGGGACUGGGAGACUCUGCUGUUCACGUUUGUGAAUUAUGGUUAAACCACAGCGCGAGAAGAAUUAUCUUGACUUGUAUUUUCUGAAGGAUGAACGAAGUGCCUCACGGGACUGAAACACCUUCACCUUCUGUGGCUUUUGGAUUUGACCAGUGAGUGACUGGUGGAGAAGAAUCCACGUGAGAGUUGUCAACAUGGACCUUUCUGAUGGAUUUCCCUCUCAUGUGAUUCACGUGCUUACCUGGAAAGGAUUUGUUUUUUGUAUUAAACCCUAAAAUUAAUGUUUUUUAUGUUUUUGAUAUGGAGUAACACUUCUGAACUGUGAGGAACUCUUAAGGAACUUCAACAACAAUCAACAACAGCCUUCAAGUCUUUCCCGACUUCUCAAUUUUUAACUUGUAAGUAAACUUCAAAAAACACCAAACUCAACAAGCCUGUUCUACAACUGAACUGAACAUUACUGAGCAAUACUGUUGCUUAACUGUUUCCCAUUUAAAUAUUCCACUGAAUUUGAAAGUCAAAGACCUUGUUCUCCUCCACCCUCCACACUGUGCUAAAUGAGUUUACCCUGAGAGGAAAUAAAGAUGAUCACCUCCACUUUAAUACUGAGUUUCCUGCGCUUUCUUCUGCUACUGUGCUCUCUGUCCAGAUGGAGCUGUGCCAUUAGCUCUAUUGACCCGGACCGGCCGGGGGAAGGCAGAUGCCAGGAAAUUGCCAUCCCCCUGUGUAAAGACAUUGGCUACAACCUGACAGUUAUGCCCAACUUGAUGGGGCACGAGGAUCAGGGAGAGGCUGCCAUUAAGCUCCAUGAGUUUGCCCCGCUGAUUGAGUUUGGCUGCCACAGCCACCUCAGAUUUUUCCUAUGCUCACUCUAUGCCCCAAUGUGCACGGAGCAGGUGUCCACACCUAUCCCGGCCUGCCGGGUGAUGUGCGAGCAGGCCAGGCAGAAGUGCUCCCCCAUCAUGGAGCAGUUCAACUUUCACUGGCCUGACUCCCUGGACUGCUCCAGGCUCCCAAAUAAAAAUGACCCCAACUUCCUCUGCAUGGAGGCCCCCAACAACGGGAGCGACGAUACAUCUAAGGGAUCACACACCCAGCCACCAGACUCUCGCCCUCCUCGCUCUGGAAACAGCCAAGAGCUUCCCGUUAAGGAGAGGAUGGGUAAGGACACUUGCGGAAACCCUGGGAAGUUUCACUUUGUGCAGAAAAGUGAGUCAUGUGCCCCAAAGUGCUACUCCAAAGUGGACGUUUACUGGAGCCAUGCAGAUAAGCGCUUCUCCCUGGUGUGGAUUGCCAUCUGGUCCAUCCUUUGCUUCAUCUCCAGUGCCUUCACUGUCCUGACAUUCCUCAUUGACCCACAGCGUUUCAAAUACCCUGAACGCCCCAUCAUCUUCCUCUCCAUGUCCUACUGCGUCUACUCUGUGGGCUACCUCAUCCGGCUCUUUGUGGGAGCCGAGAAUGUUGCCUGCGACCGUGACAGUGGUGUCCAGUACGUCAUCCAGGAGGGCCUGGAAAGCACGGGAUGCACUAUAGUCUUUCUCAUCCUUUACUACUUUGGUAUGGCCAGCUCCCUCUGGUGGGUGAUCCUAACCCUCACCUGGUUCCUGGCUGCUGGGAAGAAGUGGGGCCAUGAGGCCAUCGAAGCCAACAGCAGCUAUUUCCACCUGGCUGCUUGGGCCAUCCCUGCCAUUAAGACCAUCCUCAUCCUGGUCAUGAGGAGGGUGGCUGGGGAUGAGCUCACAGGCGUCUGCUAUGUUGGAAGCAUGGAUGUAAAGGCCUUGACUGGAUUUGUCUUAAUUCCACUGUCCUGCUACCUCAUCAUAGGCACUUCUUUCCUGCUCUCUGGCUUUGUAGCGCUUUUCCACAUCCGCAAAGUAAUGAAGACUGAAGGUGAGAACACGGACAAGCUGGAGAAGCUGAUGGUGCGCAUUGGUGUGUUUUCCGUCCUCUACACUGUACCCGCCACUUGCGUCAUCGCAUGCUACUUUUAUGAGCGCCUUAACAUGGACUACUGGAAGGUCCUGGCUGGAGAGCAGCGGUGCUUGGAAGGAGGAGGUGGAGAAGAAUGCAUGAUGAAGAGCUCCAUCCCAGCCGUGGAGAUCUUCAUGGUCAAGAUCUUCAUGCUUCUGGUGGUGGGAAUUACUAGUGGCAUGUGGAUCUGGACCUCCAAGACCUUGCAGUCUUGGCAGAAUGUCUUCAGUCGCAAGCUGAGGAAGAGGACGCGGAGGAAGGCCGCAUGCGUGUUCACUGGAAGUGGGCCCUACCUGAAGCCACAUCCAGCACUAAAAGGACAGAAAACCAAGUAUGAACCUGCUGGGGCUCCUGCCACUUGUGUAUGAACGCAUAUGCAAGAACUCCAAAGAGGUGUUUGCUCUGUUUACUUUUACUAAAAAGAACUGGUUCAUGUUGAGUUUUCUGUGAGAACCGCCACAAGACACUGGACACAGACUUCAUAUUUGUUUUAUGCAAACCCCAGUUGCUCCAAAAAACAGAGCCAAAAAAGGCUGCAGUGUUCUGAAUUCUGAGAUUUCUAUUUUGUGUUUCUCGUUUUGAUCUGUGUGCAAGUAGCACAGCUCAGACACUGUUUAAUGUGUCGCUCCUUCUGGUAAUACUUAUCCACUUAUGGAACUUUGUGGAGUUUGAAAAGAGUUUUUCUGUUCCAAAACAAAGAAAAAAGGGAGCGAGUCCCUCUUUGCGUCACUGGGAAUGCCUGUAUCAUGUGCAAUAGAUGUUUCCCUCAGUCACAGAGAGAAAAAGACUCUUAGUACUGUAGGGGCUGAUUAAAGACACUAAAAGAACUCUGCAGACAAUGGGCGUGAAUGAGCCGGAGGGGGGGCGGCACUGAAAUGAAGGCCGUGUCAUACACUGCUGCAUUGACAUUGAAGAGCAGCUGUUGGCUGAAGCUUCAGCCAGAAAGAAUGAACUGGCCAUUGUGAAGGCCCUCCAUGGCGUAAAAGCAAAUCUACAAGCACUAAAUAUUGCUGAAAAAAGACAGAGGCCUUUGAUGGGGCGUUUUGUACAGCGGCUUCUUGGCCCCCUUGGUUGUUUUUUUUUUGUUAUGCUGAGCUCUUUUUUUUUCUUUUUGUAGCACAAAGCUAUCUUUGUGUAUAUUUCUAAAAUAAAAGUUGAUAUUUUUUAAAGUAAAAAAAA
Astyanax mexicanus (Mexican tetra) is the source of this 3299-nucleotide messenger RNA. It is a transcript of the gene fzd10, whose product is annotated as frizzled class receptor 10. The transcript has a single exon. Bases 734 to 2488 code for a protein of 584 amino acids. Gene Ontology annotation, molecular function: Wnt receptor activity; Wnt-protein binding. NCBI's taxonomy places the organism in Eukaryota, Metazoa, Chordata, Actinopteri, Characiformes, Acestrorhamphidae. Gene Ontology annotation, biological process: canonical Wnt signaling pathway; non-canonical Wnt signaling pathway. Gene Ontology annotation, cellular component: plasma membrane. The record is from RefSeq and is a predicted model, not a curated record.